CUCGGACAUGAUGCGAGCGUCUAAAUAUAGCAGCCGGUUUCCACUUGUUGACUCAUAAUACAACGAUGCGGAUCCAUACAGACACGUCUGUGCAGAAUACCACACCGGCUCGCUCACACCAUGCAGGACGACGGUCAGAAUUCACAAAAGGGGAAAAUACGCCGGUGCUUAAGGUUGCCUAUACAACCGCCUCAAGAAGUUAUCCCUGUUGAUCUAGAGACAGAAGGCACGUUGACCCUGGGAGGGGAGCGCGUGCCAUGUGAUGCGGGGGACCUAGAGCACCUGAGCUCGCUGGGGCAGGGCGACUCGGGAGAUGUGGAUUACAUGCUGCACAGACCCUCCGGGAUACCUGUGGUGGUUAAGAGAAUCUUGGUAAGAAUGGACCGAGAGGAAAUCAGCGAACUGCUGCAGGAUAUCGAGACUAUACGGAGUUGCGGCCCUUGUCAUGACAUCGUGUCCAUAUAUGGAGCGUUCUUCAGGGAUAGGCACGUGUGGGUCUGUAUGGAGCCGAUGGACACCUCACUAGACAAGUUCCAGAAAACAGUCUAUAACAGAGGCGACAGGAUUCCAGAAACCGCACUCGCAAAGAUAGCCCAGCCCGUGAUACAAGGCUUAGACUUCCUGUACCAGAAGGUGAAGGUCACACAGAGGGACUUGAAGCCCGCUGAUAUCUUACUGAACUCUAAGGGAGAGGUGAAGCUCGGAGAUUUCGGGGUGCGGUACACGCAGCGAGGAGCCAUGGCGCGACCACGUGACAACGGCAGGUGCCCCUACAUGGCCCCGGACAGAAUUGACCCUCCAGAACCGGAUCCAGGGGAGAUAACUCCAAACACCAUCCACACUGAGCGCUGUUCCAGACUGUCGGUCACAGACCCUCGAGCUGAUGUUUGGAGCCUAGGGAUCAUUCUCGUUGAGAUGGCGACGGGAGAAUAUCCCUACUCCGACUACGGGCCACAGUUCGAGCUGCUCGUCAAGAUUGUAGAGCAGGACCCCCCGCGGCUUACAUCCGGGGAGUUUUCGUCCGAGUUUGAAGACUUCGUUUCAGCUUGUUUGAAGAAGAAUUACCGUGAAAGGGCGACGUUUGAGCAACUCCUGUCUCACCCAUUUAUCGAAGGCGGAUCUGGGGGCAUAGACAUGGCGGCCUACUUGAAUUCCUACGGCGAACUGGCCAAAUGUUGACUGCAUAACACUGCUGUCCUUACAGUCUUACAACUGCAGUGGAUUUCCUGUUGAACAUAGGCACACGAAGCUUUCAGAAAGACGAGUCUAAUUUUCGUACUGUUUCGAUGGAUACUGUGUUUGUACUGUCUGGAUGGGAAGCAACUGUUCGAAUGUCCAACACAUGCAACGUCUCAGAUAUAUAUUUCGGUGCACGUUCCCCUUCGUGUACUUACCGUCUUCAGGAACUGAAUGUACUGCUGGUUCUAUGCUAUUAUUUAUCCUAAUGUGCAACUAAUGCUGUCAAGCUACGUUUUGAUCUUUUGUAAUGUUUGUAUUCGCUGGAUUCGCAAACGGAUGACUUGACCGCAAAAGUAGUACCGGAAGUGAAUCGCCGGAAGUUUGUUAUCCGGAAGUUAAUUGCCGGAUGUCUGUCUCCGGAAGUGCUUGUCCCGGAAGUUGAGAACCCACUCUGCCUCGGCGUAUUAGUCACUGUUUCUUGCCAGAGCUUCUUUGUUAGGUGGUUUUGGUGUUUUAAAAUACGUCUUUAAAAAUAUCUUGUAUUGAUGUACGUAAAACAGUGACCUAUUGUGAUAUAGAGUGUAUAUUUACGUCAAGAAAAUGCAAUGUCUGUGAUAUGGCUUUGGCUGCUUAAACAUUGCCAUGUAUUUUGGUCGACAACCAUCCAGCAUAGAUGUAAUGUAAAUAAAAUUAUUAAUUGUUAUGUAAGUUAACAGACUAGUGAGGUAGGAAAAUGGUCUAUAUACGAUUGUCUAUAUUUGAAAGUUGAUGUUUUGAAAUCACGAACGUACUGCCAUGAAUUCCUGGAAGUGAUGUUUUUACGGUGAAUCCUGUAAAUGAGAAAAUGUGUGCUUAUGGUUUCACAUGCUCAGCCGCCAUUGCUGACACGUGACUCGGCUGUGUUUUGUUUUAUGUCAAAUAUACUUUUUCAGCUUGUGCUUUUUGUGAUCAGAAAGUUCAUGUGAAUGUCUGAAUUCCCUUCCAUUGCUCAACAUUACCAUCCGUGAUAUUUGUUUCUAACAAGCCUAGAAUGGAGAUUUGUAAAUUGCUGCAAACACGAUGGUAAGAAUAACUCCAGAAAAUGAAAGAAAGACGAAAAGGACGUAUGUUCUACCAAGCCUUCUCGCAUUUUUUACAAUUUUGCAUACAUGGAUUCGAAGUUCUGAUUAGAAUGAUAAAAUCUUAAGAGAUGUUUCUGUGUCAAUUUCAGUGUCGUAUUUCAACGACAGAAUGGAUGCUAGUGGGAAUUGUACGGUCGUAUGUACUCGGUAUGAGCAUACCCUUGAAACCAUUACUUUAAGACCAGAUGUAUGUCUUUACAGAACGAUGUUUUAGCGAUAAACGUACAUCGUGUCCUAAGUUCAUACUGUGGUGACUUCGAAUUCCAUGUGAGGAGUUGAAUACAAUUUGGGUUAUAGACGAUGACAAAAGUUAAAAUGAAGUUUAGACCAGUGAAUUAAAUCAAGGAAGCUAGCUUUCACAAAACCAAAACCUUUCGUUUCCAGUCAUUCAGUAGUUCUUAAAUUACAAAGGACUAUUUUGUAAUAUUUAUAAUUUUUGUAUAAUUUUGUAUAACAUAUUUGUAUGGUAUGGUACUUCCACAUUCUACAACGAACUUGUUCUUGUCCAUAAUGCUGGGCAGUAUGAGGGAACAGACUCUACAAUCUUCCCAUUGUUACUUUUUUCCAGUUAUACACAUUGAUGUUAAACGCAUUAUUUGUUAUUGUAUGCAUGUCAUAUAACGCGCCUGUGUCUGCAUCUUCCCGGGGCAAGGGAGUUAACUGACUGGAAUUUCUGUGUUAUAUUUGGCUGGCCUAUCGAGUCUAGGAAUAGUCCAAUCAAAACCCGCGUAACGAAAUCGCCAUCCGGUUUGUAAACAACAUGACGACUGACUUGCAGAUUUCAGUCGAUUGCAGGAAUUGCAAAGCCUGUGUACCGUCAAGUGAGCAUCGACAGACCCCACCCCCUAAAUUCAUGAAAUUAAAUCAAUGUGCUCAAUUUAGUUGAUGCACUUUGCGCGAGGUAAAACCCGUUUUUAUUACAACAUGGACCUUGAUUAUCGAUCAGAUCAUCUUGACUGGGUGCCGCCAUUUAUGUAUGAAGCAAAUGCAAGAGAUAUGAGAGGUGGAUUCUGAUUGGUCAAUAGGAGGGACAAAGAAGGUACAAAAGUCGUAAUAGCCACUGGUCGGGACUAGGGACGAAACUGGAGUUUUAUAGUCAGUUAAAUGCCUUGCCUUGGGAAGAUGCUGUUUCUGAUGCAACAUGUUAAUAUAUAACCUGACAUCAAACUUGUGUUGAUAUACUUUGCAUUAUCAGGUGAUGGAUAUCGAAUGUAACAGGCGCAUUUAUUUUCUACAGGAGACAUUAAACGCAUUGAAUGAGUGAAGGGUUGGAGUGGAAUGAGAGGUACCAAAAAGUGAUUGAAGAUAAAAUGUAGAUUCGGAACUCGUUGAAUAGGAAAUAGGGUUUAACGUUGCGUUCAAAAUAUUUUCACUUCUAUAGCGACGUGUGUUUCUACUAGUCGGAACUUGAAGACACCAUGUCCGAUGCCUCCACUCAGACCCAGUGCUUGGUUUAUCUCCCCAAUGCCGAGCGCGAGGCAGGGCAACAACAAGUACUAUCUUUUAAUGUAUUUUGAUAUGACGCAGUCAGGGGAUGGUUUUGCGCUCGAAUUGUCCACGACCUGCAGUUACUGUGUGUAUGGUCAUCAUAGUGUUAUGCAGAGAAGAUAUUAUAAGUCCGUGUUAAUCCUGUAAUGUUAUAAUUUGGGAAAAAUACAAUUAUACCAAAAAUGUCAAUUCCUGCCAUAUUAUUCCCUCUUCGGAGGAACCAGUGUCAAUGGUCCAACGCACCAUACCCCACUGUACAGAGUUGCGUACCUUAACCGUACCAUGAUUCGAUGGCCGAUUCGACCUGAUUAUGACCCUUUGUCUGUCCGUGCACCAAGCACGUGCACGUGGGCUGCACUGAACUUUGAGCCUUCUUCGAACAAUGGCGACAUGUCGUGAUAUGACCGAUUACUAUUUACAGCCGAGUUUUAAAAAAACACAACCCAUCCAGUUAUUUCUGGUAAUAUGGCCCCAUAGUACCAAACCUGACAAUCUACAAUUUCCUUCCCUUCCCCGUGAAAGAUAUUAAGACCAGACAUAAUCCCUAUGUAUGACAUAGGCCACCUGCUUUCCUAUGCAGAAAGGAAACUUACAUUAACGGGUCAAAUGCCAGUCUAUAUUUCGUCCAAGCUCUUGGCUUCUGUAUGGUCCUGUGAACCGAUGUUGAACGCUUUUACAAUGCUGGGUACCCUGCUUCUGUCCACAACUGCCAAAAGGCACGAACAUGUCAUAUUUUCUUUUAAAAGCAAUAAAAAUAUUUGUGCUGCUC
This is a messenger RNA of Haliotis rufescens (red abalone), 4557 nucleotides long. RefSeq names its product dual specificity mitogen-activated protein kinase kinase 6-like. Lineage: Eukaryota; Metazoa; Mollusca; Gastropoda; Lepetellida; Haliotidae. The record is from RefSeq and is a predicted model, not a curated record. Gene Ontology annotation, biological process: protein phosphorylation; MAPK cascade. The transcript has 9 exons. Gene Ontology annotation, molecular function: ATP binding; MAP kinase kinase activity. The coding region runs from base 121 to 1179 and encodes 352 amino acids.